UUUUGCGCCAGACCCUCACCUCCAUCUGUCAUUCAACCGCAAUUGCCCCACGUUCGGAUCACGCCCUCUUACUCCGACACCAACUGCCUAUCCUUUUUCAUGGCAAGGUGUUUGAUGAAGAACUGCACCUGAAAGAUGUGUUUGAGUUGUGGGGAGAGACAGAGCGUGGCGUAAAGGGACUGAGAUAAACAGAGAUUUUAGACAGGGCAUGUUGCUACUGCAGUUGAGGAAUCAGCGAGGUUUCUGUCGUGUGGAUCGGAGACAAGAUGAGAUGAGGAUAUUUUUUUCCUGGAUCCGGGCGAUUUCGUAUCGGAGACCUUGCCCGUGAUGCUGGCCUCUUUACGUGUGUUGGAACUUGGAGCUUGGAGUUACAGUGCACGUCUCUUGUCACAUGCCUUCGAGGGGAGCUUCAGAAAUCAGCGACGAGAGGCUUGUUGUGUUGAUGGGUUCGAGCGGCAUUGUAUACUGUUGAGAUAGUGCUUUAGUUGAAGGUUUUGAGAUUGUUGAGUAAUCCACCGAGCUUGGCUGUCGGUUGAUUGGUUUUUGUGCCCCCGGGAAUAUUUUUUAGUUUUUAUUUUUUUAAUAGGUUUUGUCGCCUCACGCGUGGUACAAAACUUUCGGUGUUUUGUGCCAACUUGCAAUGGGUUUGGUUGGGGUGGAUUGUAUCGACACGAAUCAGCAAUCAGUGUGAUGAGAGUUAAUCCAGUUCGUUGCGUUUUUUUUUUUUUUUUUUUUUUUUUCGGGUGGGAUUCUGCUUGUUAAGCGCGAUUUUAGUAGCCUGGAUCGUGUCACAUGCUGCACGGGCGCGGCAUCUGAUGAUGGAAAUGAGGUUUAAGGGAUCCCUCAUCUCGUGGUUUCCAGCUUGAAUUCUUUGUGUGUGUUCGGCUUGCCGUACCCAAUCAGCUUGCUAUCUAAAGAGAUGAGCAUCGCUUUUCUGCUCUGUAUCGGUCGUAUUUUGGGAUUCAAAGAAAUCACGUGUUAUAAGAAGCGCUAUUGUAAGAUUUUGAAGCUAUUUUGAUAAAAGUCUGAAGGAUAUCGUAUUGCUAUCGUGCCAGAGGUGGCUCAGCACUUGAAUUGCAAGGGUUUUGCGUUAGCGAAGAUAUCGCUCGAGUGUACACGAUAUGUAUCUGAUAACUUGCAGAUUUGAUGCUUGUUGUUGUGGAACAAAGAAUUUUCACGGUUUUUUUUUUCUGAUAAAUUUUUUGACGAGGAAUUUUGGUUCUACUGUGCAGCUGGAGCGUGACAAGAGGACAGUGAGCUUUACAAAAAAUAAUCGUCUCAUGCAUAAUUAGGGCAUACAAAUUUUUGAGAAUGCGGGGGCACGGAGCAGGGGUUGGUUUGCCUCGGCUAUGCUUCAUAUUCUUUAUAUUCCUUUUUCCAACAUUUGGCCAAGUAUAAAGUGCCAACAGCCUUCCCGACGAGGACUGGGAGGCGGGUUUAGGGACAGAUAUGUGUCCUGAAAAGGUAGAUGUACCAGUAAAUCCAGUAUUUUCAUCACGUGAUGUUACCCUUCGUAUUCCUCGUGACGUUGUUGAUGGUGAUGCUGGUGAUGACCAAUCGAUGAUAUCCGAAAUGAAACGGUUGCUAACAGAACAGUCCAAUCAGAUAGAAAAGCUUAGCAAUCUCAUCACCAAGUUGGAUCAAUCUUUUCAGAAACUACUUUCUCAAACUCCUCCAGUAGCGGUUUCUUCACACAGGCACCACAGUGUCGGUGCAGAGAUUAGUCGUAAGUCAAAAUUUAGCCUCGAUGCAAAACUGGUAAAUAUGAAACCUGAUCAUUCGAAUGAGAAUCCCCAAAGUUCACGGAUAGAAGACGCUGCAGCUUUGGGCUUGGGAAAGCCCAGAAAUCUGGUCUCUGAUGUCUCAGCAAUCAGGCAAUCACAGUCACAAACAGGGGGGUCUGGGCCUGGGGGAGGAAUGACAAUUGCCCGUUACAAGCCAGCCUGGGCGGAGCAUUUCCAGUUUGUUUCCGCUGUCAAGGUCGAUAUCGAUGUUUCAUGCCUGCACGUACUUCCUCAUGAAGGUGACGAUGGUAUGAGCCGCUAUGUGGCAGUAGGGGAUUCAGCAGGACGAAUUUUUAUUUUUUUCAUACAGGGUGACUUACUUGUGGACUAUGCCACUCUGUCUCAAGCCCCGGUGACUGCCAUGCUUUCCUUCACUUUGCGCAAAAAUGAAACAUGGCUGGUGACUGGCCAUGCGGAUGGUGCCGUGCUUGUGCACCGCAUUUGGGAAAUAAUGCAGAGAGGUUCCCCGUCUAGUGAGGAGGUUCACCAGUUAGUUUUAGAAUAUGUGCACUCGUUUGUUCCUCCUUCCUCCCAGGAUACUGGGAAUUAUGAUCUGAAAGCUAUGUUUGAAACGGGAGCUGAACUUCUGGUAACAGAGGAGGUUCUUGGAGGAGUUGAGAGCAAAAGCAAGCUGAUAACACAUCUGGAGAUGUACAGAGUGGGUAAGAUGCGAUAUGUGCUGGUGGCAGACUCCAACGGCAAGAUGGAAAUGUUUCGAGAAAAUGGAACUCUGUUUGGAGUUGCUGAUUCCUUAAGUCGUCCGCUGGCAUUUUUGCAAACACCCAAUACUCAGCGAUUGUUAUUCCUCACGAAAACUGGUGGUGGUUCUCUUGAUCUGCGGACUAUGACUGUGCGGACCUGCCCCUGCGAUGGACUGAAUGGCUCUACUGUGGUUGCUUAUGCAUUCGAUGCCGCUGGACGAUCUCGGGCAUAUGGUUUUAAAGAAAAGGGCGAUCUUGUAUAUGUCAUCCUUUCCGGAGACACGCUUCACUUUGAAUGUCAUGCCAGAACUACCAAGAGAAAAUUAGACGUAGAAGGCCCUGUCUCACUACAUGGUAUUACAGGCUACUUGGUGGUUGCCACUCCAAAGAGUGUGUUUGUUUAUAACACAACUCUCCAGCUUGGUUUCAGCUAUGCCAAUAUUCGGGGUGGGGCUGGCCAUCGACCCCUCUUCAGUGCCUCCUUGGAUGAUAUAUCCCUUUCCUUUCUUCCCACGCCUAUUGCUGCAGGGAAGUUGCCCAUGAUGGCUUGCAAUCGUGACAAGCUCAUUGUCGUUGGCUUUGGUGGUGGCUAUGUUGGUAUCUAUCGAUCCACUUUACCAGUGCAUAAACUCCCAGAUUUUAAUGCCAAAUUUUGGAGCAGUCCCAUUUUUGUUUCUGUUAUCCUCCUCUUAUUAGCCUGGCAAUUGCUCAGUCGUAAACGUGAUCCAGCGCCUACAGAUAGCAGUAAGCUUGUGAUGCAAAUUGCACCCAAUUCUACUGCAUCUGGAUUUGGGUAUCGAGAAAAUCUUGAUGGUGCUGGCAGCCUUAAAUCACGAAACCGCUACGAAUCGCCUUCGCGCAGCUACAGCACCAAGCCUGUGGCUUAUGGACAAAGCUCUAUGAACUAUCGGUCAACCGCGGCAGAUCCUAGUUAUUCCACACGGAGGGAGCCUCUUUUUGCGAAUCAGACUGUUGGUGAUUUACGACAUUGAUAAACACAAUGAUUUACGACAGGUGGACUUUUAAUCAUCAGACGUGCAGGCCUUUGUGCUGCCUAAUGGCUUAAAAGGUGAUGAUGCCAUAGCCAGAUGCAAGCUUAACCAAUCGUCUUCAAAGCACUUCAAUUGGACCAUAGCCAGCCAAGAGCAAGCUAUGCUGAUUCUUAGUCUGGUUGUAACUCAUGUUUCAGCUGCUGGAGUAUGAAAUGAAAUUUGUCAUCCUUAGUAGUUGGAUCAAUUCGAUAUCAAAACAAAUCCAAGUGAAGUAAUUGUUUGUGAUACUCGAAGAUGUCCCUUCUUUUGAAACGUUGCGUUUAUUGAUUCGAUUGUUGCUGCUUCAAUAGAAUUGGAUGAGACUCUCAAUUUGAUGGAGUUGUUUAUUGAUGCAA
Messenger RNA from Physcomitrium patens, 3872 nucleotides. RefSeq names its product putative membrane protein At1g75140. Lineage: Eukaryota; Viridiplantae; Streptophyta; Bryopsida; Funariales; Funariaceae. The record is from RefSeq and is a predicted model, not a curated record.